GCAGUCACGGGAAGUGCACUGUCCUCCUUUACCACUGCUCGUCACUACUUUGUUUUCCUUUUGAUCUCGCCAAUUAUGCGUGAAUGCAUUUCGAUCCACGUUGGGCAGGCAGGCGUCCAGAUCGGCAACUCUUGCUGGGAGUUGUAUUGCUUGGAACACUGCAUUGGACCCGAUGGCCAAAUGCCGGAAGACAAGACUAUUCCUGGAUUGAAAAAUUCAUGCUGCACUUUCUUCAAUGAAGCUCGCACCGGAAAAUACGUUCCCAGAGCACUCUUUGUUGAUCUUGAGCCAAGUGUCAUUGAUCAAAUUAGGACUGGUCCAUAUAGCUCACUCUUCCACCCAGACCAACUUAUUACUGGUAAGGAGGAUGCUGCUAAUAACUACGCCCGUGGCCACUACACUAUUGGAAAGGAUAAAGUAAAUGCUGUAGUAAACAGGGUCCGCAAAAUGGCAGAAAAUUGCACAGGUCUUCAGGGAUUCUUAGUCUUUCAUUCAUUUGGUGGUGGCACAGGUUCAGGAUUUACGUCAUUGCUAAUGGAAAGAUUGUCUGUUGAAUUUGGCAAGAAGAGCAAACUUGAAUUCGCUGUGUAUCCUGCACCCCGAAUAUCCACUGCAGUGGUUGAGCCUUACAAUUCCAUCCUUACCACCCAUACUACUCUUGAACAUUCAGAUUGUGCUUUCAUGGUUGAUAACGAAGCUAUCUAUGACAUUUGUCGCAGAAACAUGGAUGUUGACUCUCCCUCUUAUGGCAAUCUUAACCAGCUGAUAGCCCAAGUGGUAUCCUCUAUUACAGCAUCUCUUCGCUUUGAUGGUGCUCUCAAUGUGGAUCUAACAGAGUUUCAGACUAACUUAGUGCCUUAUCCCCGCAUUCAUUUCCCAUUGGUUAGCUAUUCUCCAGUGAUUUCUGAGUCUAGAGCAGGUCAUGAAGAGUUAUCUGUUGCAGAAAUAACCAAUUCUUGCUUCGAGUCUAUUAACCAGUUGGUAAAGUGUGAUCCUCAGCUUGGAAAGUACAUGGCCUGCUGUCUUCUUUAUCGUGGAGAUGUAGUUCCAAAAGAUGUAAAUGCUGCCAUUUCUCAUAUUAAAUCUAAGAGAGCUAUUCAUUUUGUGGAAUGGUGUCCCACAGGAUUCAAGGUAGGCAUAAAUUACCAGAAGCCUUCUGUAAUUCCUGGUAGUGGCUUGGCUGAAGUAAGUCGUGCCUUAUGUAUGCUGUCAAAUACUACUGCAAUUGGAGAGCCUUGGGCUCAACUUAAUCGUAAAUUUGACCUCAUGUAUGCAAAGCGUGCCUUUGUUCACUGGUAUGUUGGGGAGGGUAUGGAAGAAGGGGAGUUCACCGAGGCUCGUGAAGAUUUGGGUGCUCUUGAGAUGGAUUAUGAAGAAGUUUGUAAGGAAUCAGUCGACGGCUCUGAGUCUGAGACUGAAACCAAGACCACUUACUACGCCGCUGGAACUGAAGGAGAUGAUAGCUACUAACAACAUUAUUGACGUGUAAUCUUCAUUACAAUAUGUUUACUUUUAUUUCAGAGGUUAUGCUAUGUUAGGCAGGGAUAUACGGUAUUGUCUUUAUUUUCAAACUUCUGUAAGGUACUGGAUCUUCAUUCAACGACACAUGUAGCUUUCCUUUUAUUAUUAGUUUCUUGAAUAAAGAAGAUUAUUGAAUAUUAUUAAAACUAUUCUUGAAUAAAGAAGAUUAUUGAAUAUUAUUGAAACUUGAAUAAAGAAGAGUAAACAUUAUAUUAAUUUAAUGCUUGUUUUCCUAACUACCCAUUUGUGUUUGCCUAAAUAAGUGCAGGUUUCAAAUCCUGCCUUGGAUUAACUUUAACUAAGCAUCUUAUUUAACAAAAUUAAAUAAGCUGUUCAAAACACUAUGCAUGCUAGUGGCUUUACAAAAAUGUAAAACUUCAAGUCUUUGUACUCUUAUAAAUCCAAUGUACCUUCUUGUAUAUAA
Procambarus clarkii (red swamp crayfish) is the source of this 1945-nucleotide messenger RNA. RefSeq names its product tubulin alpha chain. Gene Ontology annotation, biological process: microtubule cytoskeleton organization; mitotic cell cycle. The record is from RefSeq and is a predicted model, not a curated record. Gene Ontology annotation, cellular component: microtubule; cytoplasm. Lineage: Eukaryota; Metazoa; Arthropoda; Malacostraca; Decapoda; Cambaridae. Gene Ontology annotation, molecular function: GTP binding; structural constituent of cytoskeleton.